AUGCACUCAUCUUUUAGCUCCUCAUCUUCCACAUCGUCUACAUCCUCGACGAUAUCAACGUCAACAAGUUCCAAAUCUACGACGACCCACACUGCAUCCACAACUAGUUCCGCUCCUAUCACCUCUGGCACGACAGGCAUAGCCGCAAAUCCUUGCCCCGGCAAGAACUUGACAACGGUCACUGGCUCUGAUGGCUCAAUCUUCACUCUACUCUGCGCUGUUGACUGGCCAAGAGGAGAGCCGGCUUCAUCUGGCAAUGGAACAGUUAAAGAUCUUACUCGCAGCACUCGUUAUACGCUGCAAUCUUGCAUUGCAGAUUGUGUCGAUUGGAACAAGGAUGAUUCCAAUGAUUCUACAUGCAAGGGUAUCAUUUAUACUGCCAACCUGACAGCGGCAUACAAUGGUGGACAGGAUGGUAAUUGCUUCCUGAAGAGCACUGUUGGCGUCUACUAUCCGAACAGUAAUACAUCAAUGGCUGCAGGGAUGUUGGGAGCUUAG
This is a messenger RNA of Penicillium subrubescens, 498 nucleotides long. RefSeq lists its product as uncharacterized. Bases 1 to 498 code for a protein of 165 amino acids. The transcript has a single exon. The record is from RefSeq and is a predicted model, not a curated record. Lineage: Eukaryota; Fungi; Ascomycota; Eurotiomycetes; Eurotiales; Aspergillaceae.